Catharus ustulatus (Swainson's thrush) is the source of this 6741-nucleotide messenger RNA. RefSeq names its product MIA SH3 domain ER export factor 3 (gene MIA3). Bases 626 to 6334 code for a protein of 1902 amino acids. The transcript has 27 exons. NCBI's taxonomy places the organism in Eukaryota, Metazoa, Chordata, Aves, Passeriformes, Turdidae. Gene Ontology annotation, molecular function: protein binding. Gene Ontology annotation, cellular component: endoplasmic reticulum membrane; endoplasmic reticulum exit site. Gene Ontology annotation, biological process: vesicle cargo loading; endoplasmic reticulum to Golgi vesicle-mediated transport; protein secretion. The record is from RefSeq and is a predicted model, not a curated record.
GCCCCGGCGAGGGGGUUGUGGGCGAAGAUGCUUCCCGGAGGCUCUUCCCAAAGCCCUCUCCUUCCGCCGGCUCUGGCGCGGAAACGGGAGAGAAUCGGGGAAAACGGGAACGCGACGCCCACGCGCGCCGUCCCUCUCUCCGCGGCCAAGUUUUCAGAUGCCCGCAGCUCCGUGUUGGGUUCUCCUGCUCCCCCUGCAAAGCCCUCUCGUGAUAAACCCGCUCUCUGGGAUGAUUUCAGGACCGAUUCUCUGGGACACAGAUGUCGUAUUUCUGCUCUAACAUUAAUAAUUAGCUUCACUGCGCACCCCUGAAGUGUAGUUCUCCAGUGCUUUGUCAAACCCUUGUCUUGACUAGAACGUUUGCUUUUCUUUUUUAGCUAUAACUUGGGUUUUUAAAAUUUUUAUUAUUUUUUUUAGCUAUAACUUCGCUUGUUUGUUUGUGUUAAUUAUAGCUAAAAAUCUCCUAGUUAUACUUUCAAUUUAGUUCUUAUCUCUUGGCUCAAUCUGGAAAAUAGCAAAGCGAUGCAUGCGAGGAGGUCUUGUUUACUGCCAGUUAGCAAGGACACUUUUCAUGUAAAUUGUCUUCAAGUCAUACUCUUCUCUUUGCUUUCUUUGGACAGUGCUAAUGUGCCGAGGGAAGGCCAUGCGGGACUUUAAAGGUCCGGAUUGUCGAUUUGUAAAUUUUAAGAAGGGAGAAGCGGUAUAUGUAUAUUAUAAACUAAUAGGAGAAUCAACUGAGCUUUGGGCUGGAAGUGUUGGAAGUGAUUUUGGAUAUUUUCCAAAGGAUUUACUUGAAAUAAAUCAUAACUAUUCCAAUGAGGAGCUAGAAUUACCAACAGAUGAAACAGACUUUGUAUGCUUUGAUGGAGGAAGGGAUGACUUUGAUAAUUAUAAUGUGGAUGAACUUCUGAAGUCAUUGCAAGAGACAAUAGCAAAUGAAGGGGAGACUGAAUCGAGUGGUCCAGGGACAAAACCAGAUGAAGGAAUUGAGAAGGAUAAGAAGGCUGAACAGACUGAUGGAGGAAAGUCUCUUGGUGCUUUGGAGACAGACAAUCUUGAGCAAAGUGCUGAAGAAGAAAAGGAAAACCUUGUCUUGACAGACAAAGUUGACAAUUCCCUUACAGAAGGAACUGAAAAUACUGGGGGAGACUCCAGUGUCAAUAGUCACAAAGAAAACUCUCAGGGAGAUCAAAUUGCACAUGAGCACUUGAAAGGAAUGCUACAUGGGACAUUAAAAGGGCUAGAGAGUGAAAAUACCAAAAACACUAGUAUUCCUCAGGGUGAAACCAGCCAACUUGACCAAGAGAAUGAAGAAGUCAAUGCCUAUACACUUUUAAACAGAGAGCUCUCUGUGAACUUAAAAACAAAAUUUGGCUCAACUGCAGAUGCUGUUGUAUCAGAUGAUGAAGUGACUCACCUUGUCACGUCACUGGAGGAUGAUUUAAAUGAAGAUUUGAGCAUUAAUCCUCAUAAUGAAGAGGAGGAGCCAGAGUUUGCAGAUCAGUCUGCAGAAAUCCCUUUGCUGUCUUUUAUGGCAGACAAUGAAAUUACAUCCCCUGUGGAUUUAAAAGAUGAUGGAAACUAUGACGUCAAGUCCCAAAAUCAUGAACCUGAUGAAGAUGCAAAGGGUGCUACAAAGCUAAAUAACCAAAGAGACACCAGGGAGGAACACGAUUCAGAUGUGUUAAUUCUUAAAGAUGCCUUCAGUAAGAGUAAGGAGUCAGGUGACAGUGUAAGUGUAGACGGGUCUGAAUCUAAACAAACAAAAGAGAAACAGGAUGAGGUGGUGCUAAUUAGUAAAAGAGAAGCACCAGCAGCAACUCAGCCUGAGGAUCUCUCCAAAGAACCCCUUGGAAAGGAGCCUGUGGGUACACGUGAUCUGGGUUCAGAAGAAAAAGCCAACAAAACUGAAGAGUUGGAAGAGCAGCUCACUGAUGGAACACAGUCACAUUCUGCAGCACUGAAAGGUACAGCUGUGCCUCAUCCUCACACUUUGCCUAGUCCAGGCGAUGCUCUGGAAUCCAAAUCAUUUCUUAAAAACAAGGAAGAUCCUUCAGAACCAUCUGAUGAUGAUACCAACAAAAGUCCUGAAAGAGCACCACUUGCUCCAAUAGAGAAAAGUGAGAAAGAGUUUGAGGACAAUACCUUGGAGGAAUCCUUGGAAAGUGAUUUACAGCAUAAAAGAUCAUGGGAGAAAACAAUGGAGAAGGGAGAAGCUGAGAACAAGCCUCCAGUUGAUGUUGCAGCCAAACCAGUGGAAGAGAUAAAAAGUGCAUCUCAAGGUGACCUGGGAGAUACUGACCUCUUAAGACAGAAAGUGGAGCAUGGAAUGCCUGCUGUGGAGAAAGAACUUCUCAGACAUGAAGAAGAUUUAAAACAAGGAGUUCAAUUUUAUCAUGAAAAUAAAAAUCCUGUCUCUUUUAACAAAGAACUGGAAAUAAAAAAGAGAAACAUGAAAGACACUCCUGCAGGGGAAGAAGACUCAAGCUAUAGUGGAGCUGUUGAGCCACCUAGGCCAUGGGAAAAUGAGACUGAUGUGAAUUCAGAGGCAGAUGUGAAUGAAAAACUUUCAGGAAAUCCUGGCAAGAUGCCAGUUUUUAAAGAAAGCACUGAGAAAAAUUCCCCUGAAGAAAAAUCAAAAAGCACCACACAGAACACUAAUACAGAGAAUCUUACUCAGCAAGGAACUGCUCCUUCUGAGGAUGCAGGAUCAGACAGAAAUCUUGGCAAAGAUUUGGCUAAAGAAACAACACAAAGAGCAGAAUUGCAAUCUGAGGAGCCAGAUGCUGAAGAUGACCCUGACCUAAAACAAGCAGAUGAUGAGUUAUUGGAAGAUGAGAAUGCAGCAAGUGCAAAGCUAUCACAAUCAAGGGCUACAAAUGUCCAAGAUAAUACAUUAGGUGGUGAAAAUAAAAAUCCUGAACUAGUAGGACUAAGUGAAACUGUUUCAGGAAUCCCAAAUCCUACUUACAGUACAGGAGAGGAAACAAACUCAUUCCCUAAGGAGGAUAAAACAAUCAGCAUGCAAAAUGCAAGCGAGACUGGGAACGAAGAAGUUGAUGUAUCAGUGAGAAAAGAUGCUAAAUUGGAUGAGGUGCAACAUGUCACAGAAGCUGAUGAGGAGUCUGCUGAGCCUGAGGAGCCAUCAGCUGUGGAAGAACAUAAUUCCCAGUCUCCUCACACAGAAGACAGCAAUGACUUUGACCAAAAGGAAGAUCAUCUCCCAGAGGGCAUUUCACAGAAAGACUCAAAAGAGGUGCAAAAUUCAGAGCAAACGAGAAAUGACCACCAGCAAUCUGCACAUGUCCCCAGCCCUGCUGACAGCUCAGAAGGCACCAGUGACACAUUAGCAGACUUCAGUGAGUCUGUGAAGCAGCUCUCAAUAAUGAGAGAUUUCCUUGACGAAAAGCGCGUGAUGCGCCUGCAGAAGUACCUUGGGCUCCAACACGUGGUUAGGAUUGAAGCCAUGUUCCACGACAUGAAGGUGGAGAUGGAGCUUGCUCGCAAGGCGAGCCAGAAUAACGAAGAUACGGAGAAAGCUCUGGAUGAGAUACUGGAGUUUUCAGAAUCGAGCAUUCUGGAUGUUGUAGGAAAAGUACUGGAUUCCAGGGUGGCAGAAAAUAAGGAGGAGGUGGUGAAGGAGAUGGAUUUGUAUGAUGAGGAGAGUGCACUGAUGGAUGACAUUCAGGAAUUAAUAUAUUCAUUAAGGAGUAAAUAUUCAUCUGCUGGUGAGAGUGUCCCACUUACUUCUCCUCCAGAAUGGGAAGAUGACCAGCUGCACAUUCAAGAUGGUGCCAAAGAGGCUGAAUAUGACAGUGUUUCCACCAGAAACCUGCAUACCAUGGAUGAGGGCAAUCAGGAAUUUCAGCAGCUCAUUGAAGAUAAGAGGCCUGAGCAGCCUGUUGAGGAGGAGGAGGAGAGGGCUGUCAGUGUUCCACCUGAGCAUGAAGAGGCCAACUUCUCAGAUAAUGGAGAAGCUGAAGAAGGGUAUGAUAGUGAAAGAGGACCACCCCUGGAAGAUACUUCUUUUGGGUCAGUUGAUUCGGAAGAGAGUGCCAGUGAACACAUUGCUGAAGGUGCCGGCGCUGGCGCCGCCUGGCGGGAGGCCCCGGGCGAGGCGCGGGAGCUGCUGCGGCGGUUGGUUGCCACGCUGCCUGAGGAAAUGCGUCCUGGGCCUGAUUUCCAUGGACUUCCAUGGGAGCCUGUUAUUAUAACUGCCUUAGUGGGAAUUGUCACAGUUGCUGUAUUUUUCUGGAGAACAUGCCUUUCAGUAAAGAGUAGAAUAUAUCAAGUGACUGAAAAACAACUUGCUGAAAAGAUUAAAAACCUUCUGCAAGAAAAAACAGAAAUCCUAGAAAAGUUGUCAGAAUAUGAUCAAAAGAUAAAGGAAGCAAAGGAAUCUGUGAAAGUGGCUCAAGAACAAAAAGACAUUCUCUCAGAUGAAACAGCAGGGCUUAAGGACACUGUCAAAGAAUUGGAAGAAGCAAAUCAGAAGCUAGAUAACAAAGUGAAAAAUCUGCACACCAUGCUUGAAACAGAGAGAAAAAAGAAUGAGAAGAAACAGAACAAGCUCUCUGAAACCCAGAAGUCCUUGGAGAAGCUUCAGGAAGCUAUCACUAUGCAUUCUGCAGAGCUUUCAGAGGUGCAGAUAGCCCUUAAUGAAGCUAAACUGAGUGAAGAAAAGGUGAAAUCUGAGCUUCAUCAUGUGCAGGAAGAGAAUGCUAGGCUGAAAAAGAGCAAGGAGCAGCUGCUAAAAGAAGCUGAAGGUUGGAGUGAGAGGCAUUCUGAGCUCUGUGAGCAAAUUCAACUGUAUCAGAAAUCUCAGAAGGACAUAGAAGAGACACUUGCCUACAAAGAAAAUGAAAUUGAAGUUUUAACCAAUUGCAUUAUGCAGCUGAAGCAGCUGGACAUGGAUUCAGAGGCCAAGAAGGAUGACAGAGGGCAUGAGUGGAUCCCUGGAGAUGAUCUGGCCAAUGGAGAGUUGCCAGAUAUUGAGAGUGAGAAGAUGAAGACUCAGAUUAAGCAGAUGAUGGAUGUCUCCAGGGUCAAAACAAUGUUAUCUAUAGUUGAAGAAGACAGAAAUCUUCUGCAAUCCAAACUGAAUGAUGAAGUAACAGCAAGACACGAGCUGGAAGAGAAGAUAAAAACAUUGGAACACGAUUCCUCUUCGCUGCAGUCAGCCAAAACUCAACUAGAAAAUGAAUGCAAAACUCUUCAGCAGAAAGUGGAGAUACUUGGUGAGCUGUACCAGCAGAAGGAGAUGGCACUCCAGAAAAAACUAACCCAGGAAGAGUAUGAGCGUCAGGAGAAGGAGCAGAAAUUGUGUGCUGCAGAUGAAAAAGCUGUGCUGGCCAUCAAUGAAGUGAAAGUUUACAAGCAAAGGAUCCAAGAUAUGGAAGAAGAAUUGCAAAAAACAGAGAGAUCUUACAAAAACCAGAUUGCUGCUCACGAGAAAAAGGCACAUGACAACUGGCUCAUUGCCCGCUCGGCCGAGAGAGCUCUGGCUGAAGAGAAAAGAGAAGCAGCCAACCUGAGACAGAAAUUAAUAGAAGUAAACCAAAAAAUCAUCAUGCUUCAAAGACCAGUCAUUGUAAAGCCAACUCCUGGCAGACCUGACCGCCAGGUCCCACCACGACGAGGGCCCUUAAGCAGAGAUGGCUCUUCUGGCCCAUCACCUGUGAGUGGAGGAAAUCCAUCCCCCACACAGAUGAUUGAUGUCCCUGCCCGGCCCCUCUCUGCUCCUCGAAGGGAAGGCGUGAGGGGUGAAUUUGGUACAAUGGUGGACGGCCCCCCUCCCCCACGAAGGCCUCCAGAGCUACCUGGAAGGAUGUCUGUUCCUGAUAUUGGGCCUGCUGUGGCAUCCCUGAUCAGCAGUGAGCCAAGAACCUCCUCCCCUUCCACAGCAAUGGAUGGAGUGGGUAACGCUGGUGCCAAAGGCCCCUCUCCUUUCCCUGGGCCACCUCUGAUGAACUCUCCCGUGCUGGGGCCCCCGCCGCCCAUUCGCUAUGGACCACCAGGACCGCCAGCGCCGCCUCUGCGGGGGCACUUCGGGCCUCGGCCUCUCCCUGGGCCCCAAGGUGGUGGUCCUCCCUUGCCACCUCCAGCUGGAAGAGAUUUCUUACCUAGUCCACGUUUAGGAAUGAGAGAUUUGCCUCCUGGCCCACUCCUGCCUCCCCCAGAUCCCAGAGGCUACGCACGUGGGCAUCCUCCCUUCCCGCCGCUCGGCCCUCCUGGCCCGCCGGGCCCUCGGCUACCGAUGCCACCCCCGCAGGCUUCCAGGGACUAUGCUCCUCCUCCCAACAGAGACUUGCCUCCGCCGGCACCCAGGGACUGAGGGCAGCUGGCCCCAAGGACUACGCACAGCCCCAGCAGGAUCCCUGCCUGCAGCUCCACGGACCCGGCUCCCAUGUGCACAACUCUAGGAAAUGGCUCUUGGUUUGAAGACAUUGGUCUCAUUUCAGUAUAUCUCAGCUUUUGCAGGAUUAAUUUUUAUCCAGUUGCUACAGACAUCUUAUAUGCAUUUAUGAUCACAGACUCAUCCAUCCACUUGGGCUGCAAGAACCUUUCUGUGAUGGACUUGAACCUACUCUAAAAGUGCAAUAGGAAGGAAGUACCUGUGUGGAGAGUUUUAAUUCAAUGUAGCCUUUGUAACCAGUUGGUGAAUGAACUAAUUUCUUUAAAAAUGUAAAUCAAAUCAUUUCCUGUGGAAAUAAUUUUUUAAGUAAAAUGCUAUCAAACCUG